Molecule: messenger RNA, 1152 nt
Organism: Prunus mume (Japanese apricot)
Lineage: Eukaryota; Viridiplantae; Streptophyta; Magnoliopsida; Rosales; Rosaceae
Source: RefSeq, a predicted model, not a curated record
CCACCGCAAGAUCCUGACCGUAGAAAACGGAAUAUGAGGCGUAGAAAUCAAACAGUUUGAAAUACGGGUUAAUAUAUCCAACGGUCGAGUUGGAUUGACAGCAUUUUAAUAAGAUACGCCUGAAAAGAGAGAUGCAAGAAGCAGAAAUCCCAGAAGCCCUAAUAGCGGAGGAGGAAGAAGUAGAAGAAGGACGAUUCGUCGCAUGCUAUCUGUUGAGCUCUCGCAGCCCCCGCUACAAAUGCCACACCUAUAUUGGUUUGAAACUUUCUUGUAGAGCUUGGAGUAAUAAGAGAGCCCACUUGAACUCCGUGCCUUUGUUUGUGCUUAUUUGGGUGAUUCUGAUACAGAUUCACAGUGAACCCACGGCGUCGUUUAAGACAGCACAAUGGUGAAAUAGCGCAAGGUGCUUGGAGAACGAAGCGGAAGCGUCCAUGGGAGAUGGUGUUGUGCAUCUAUGGUUUCCCAACUAACGUUUCUGCUCUCCAGUUUGAAUGGGCCUGGCAGCACCCAACUGUAUCGAAGGCGGUUAGGCAGGCUGCUGCAAGCUUUAAAUCACUGUGUUCCCUUUGGAACUUUGCAGUUUGAAUGGGCCUGGCAGCACCCAACUGUAUCGAAGGCGGUUAGGCAGGCUGCUGCAAGCUUUAAAUCACUGGGAGGGCUUGUCCGUAAGAUCAAACUUGCAUACACCAUGCUCACUCUCCCUCCUUGGCAGACCUUGAACAUCACUGUAAACUUCUUUUCAACCCAGUACACCAAACAUUCUGCUGGUUGUCCACCCCUUCCGGAGCAGAUGAAGGUCAAAGUCUGCUCCAUGGAUGAGCUUGCUUCCUGUACUAAACUAUCUGAUGACCUUUUGGAAAAUGAAGAUGAGUGGCGUCAUGAAAGGGAAUGUGAUGAAGAUAUGAAUUCCAGUACACUACCCGAAGAAACAUUAUUGGACUUCAGGACUCAUAAUUCAGCAGCUGAUCAGCAGAGUGAUAGUGGCAUUAGAAUGAAUGAAAUAUAUGGAUGCAGUAAAGAAUUAGGAGAAGAUGAGUGGUAUAAUGGAAAAGAAUGUGAUGAAGCUAUGAAAGAUGGUACAUGACAGGAAGAAACAUUAUCAGAUCUUAUAAUUCCAAGGUCAGCAGAUGAUCAGCAGGAUGAUACUGGCAA